Molecule: messenger RNA, 1377 nt
Organism: Nyctereutes procyonoides (raccoon dog)
Lineage: Eukaryota; Metazoa; Chordata; Mammalia; Carnivora; Canidae
Product: alpha-enolase-like
Exons: 1
Coding region: 73-1377 (434 amino acids)
Biological process (GO): glycolytic process
Cellular component (GO): phosphopyruvate hydratase complex
Molecular function (GO): phosphopyruvate hydratase activity; magnesium ion binding
Source: RefSeq, a predicted model, not a curated record
CGCUUGUCCUUGGUCCCUGCGGCAUCCUCUACUUUUUUCCUGGGCAGGGCUAUCGGCGGCCAGAAAGUCACCAUGUCUAUUCUCAAGAUCCACGCCAGGGAGAUCUUUGACUCUCGGGGGAACCCCACUGUUGAGGUUGACCUCUACACCUCCAAAGGUCUCUUCAGAGCUGCUGUGCCCAGUGGUGCUUCCACUGGUAUCUACGAGGCCCUCGAGCUCUGGGACAAUGACAAGACACGCUACAUGGGGAAAGGUGUCUCAAAGGCUGUUGAGCACAUCAAUAAAACUAUUGCACCUGCCCUGAUUAGCAAGAAAGUGAACGUUGUGGAGCAGGAAAAGAUUGACAAACUGAUGAUCGAGAUGUACAGGACAGAGAAUAAAUCUAAAUGUGGUGCAAAUGCCAUUCUGGGAGUGUCUCUGGCUGUCUGCAAGGUGGAGGCUGUCGAGAAGGAGGUGCCCCUGUACUGCCACAUUGCUGAUAUGGCUGGCAAUUCUGAAGUUAUCCUGCCAGUUCCGGCUUUCACUGUCAUCAGCGGUGGUUCCCAUGCUGGCAACAAGCUGGCCAUGCAGGAGUUCAUGAUCCUUCCCGUUGGUGCAGCGAACUUCAAGGAGGCCAUGCGCAUCGGAGCAGAGGUUUAUCAUAACCUAAAGAAUGUCGUCAAGGAGAAAUAUGGAAAAGAUGCCACCAAUGUGGGCGAUGAAGGUGGAUUUGCUCCUAAUAUCCUGGAGAACAAAGAAGCUCUGGAACUGCUGAAGAAUACCAUUGAGAAGGCUGGCUACACUGAUAAGGUGGUCAUCGGCAUGGACGUAGCUGAUUCUGAGUUCUUCAGGUCUGGGAAGUAUGACCUGGACUUCAAGUCCCCUGAUGACCCCAGCAGGUACAUCACGCCUGACCAGCUGGCUGACCUCUACAAAUCCUUUAUCAGGGACUACCCAGUGGUGUCUAUCGAAGACCCCUUCGACCAGGAUGACUGGGAAGCUUGGCAGAAGUUCACUGCCAGCGCUGGAAUCCAGGUGGAGGGGGACAAUCUCACCGUGCCCAACCCAAAGUGGAUUUCCAAGGCUGUGGGCGAGAAAUCGUGCAACUGCCUCCUGCUUAAAGUGAACCAGAUUGGCUCUGUGACCGAGUCUCUUCAGGCAUGCAAGCUGGCCCAGUCCAAUGGGUGGGGCUUCAUGGUGUCGCAUCGCUCCAGGGAGACCACAGAUACCUUCAUCACUGACCUGGUGGUGGGACUCUGCACUGGGCAGAUCAAGAUGGGUGCACCAUGCAGAUCUGAGCGCUUGGCCAAGUACAACCAGAUCCUCAGAAUUGAAGAGGAAUUGGGUAGCAAGGCCAAGUUUGCUGGCAGAAGCUUCAGAAACCCCCUUGCCAAGUAA